AUGAAAGUGCCAAAAAUCAACAAUCUAGAAAGAAUUUUAAGACCAAAUGAUGUACCAGGAACUUUGCUAAAUAUGACAUUAUUUAAUAUUGGAAGUGAAGAUCCUAAUCUUAGGCUGGCUGCAUAUAAUUUGCUGGUCUCUCUAAGUAAUGUAUUUAAUUUUGAUGUAGGAAAUCAAUUAUUGGCUACAAAAGGUUUAUGUAUUCCAGCAAAUAAUACAAAUUUUAUAGUUGGGAUAAGUGAAAAACUUGCUGCUUCAGAAAGUCGACUUACUCUUGAUUUUCUAAGGGAAUUUUUUGUUGGGUUCAACAAGUCAAAUACACCAACAAAACAUUUAUGUCUUCAAUAUAUGGCUCCUUGGUUGUUAAAUUUGGGUCAAUUUAUUAAAAAUCCAUCAGGAAAUCCGCAAACAAACAAUAAAACAAGAGACAUAAUCCGAAAACUGAUUGAUCUGACAGCAAGAGAAAUUGAUUUAUACACUACCGUUCAGUCUAAAAUUUGGAGUACUUUGGCCAAUGUAAAUGAAAUCACAAAUUUAAUAAUCGAUGAAUUUUUACUGUAUGCUGUUGAACAUGGUAUAAAUUCUACACAAUCUGAAACUGUAGCCAACACCAUAGUAACUUUAUCUUCACCAAGCAUCCGUGGAAAAAUAAUAGCCAGAUUGAGAAAGGUUAUUUCAAGAACUUCUUUAAAAGCAACAAAAACUCUUACUGAUAAUCCUGAAUGGCCUGAAAUCGCAGUUUUGGUCCGGUUUAAUUUAAUGUUAUCAUUUAAUAAUGGAAAUAUUCACCAAUAUCUGCCUGAAUUAUUUUAUAUUGUUUCAGUUUUGGUAGCAACUGGCCCUCCGAUUAUAAGGGCAUCAGUUCAUGGACUUAUUGUAAAUUUAGUUCAAUCAUUAUGUACAUCAAUGCCAUUAGAAGAUUCCAAUAUGAAAAAACUUGGUUUAUUAUUGAAUGAAUUAUCUGAACCUAACUACCGUUACUUUUUUGGGCUAAACAAUGUAUUUGGAAAUGCUUUUAUGAUUUCUCCAGAAUCUAUUAAUGAUAUAUCAGACAGUAUGCCUUUAGCAUCAUUAGAAAAGAUUGUUCAAGCACUUUUGGACGUGAUGGUAUGUGGCUCCGCUUCAGUUGACAUGUCAAAUACAUGGAGAGCACGUUGGAUGGGGCUUGUUGCAAGUACAGCUUUUCAACAUAAUCCAGCAAUACAACCUAGAGCAUUUGUAACAUUAGGAUGUUUAGCACGUGAAGAAGUUGAUGAUGAUCUUUUAUAUCAAAUCUUAGUAGCAUUAAGAGGAGCGUUGUCAAUGUUUACAGAAAAUGAUUGUUUGCUUAUAAUAAGCAUUGUUAUGUGUCUUACAAACAUUGUAGAAAACCUACCACCAGGUUCACGUUAUUUGUUACCAUUAUUUUGGCUAGCCAUUUCACUAGUUCAAAUUGGUCAUGUUCCAAUAUUUCCAAGUGCAAUAUCACUAUUACAAGAAGUUUUACGAACUUUAGACAACAAUAAUGUCUUUGAAAAUAAAGAUAUUUCUGAAAUACUUUUAAAUGCUAGAAUUCCAUUGGAAGAAAUUGGCGUUAAAAUGGACAGUGAAGCAGGGUUAAAUUUCGAAUAUUUUUCAUUCGCGAUUGCAGCUACACUACUUAAAGGAUUGAAAAAUCCAGUCACGAAAACUGGCACUCAAAGUUUAUUAACGUCAUUUUUAAAUAUAGCAUCUAGAGUUGGGAAUAAACGUCGAGAUGAUAUUAUAGAUGCCAACAUGCUAGGUUAUCUUGCAGCAUUGUUACCGGUAUCGGCCAAGAAUCAGGAUAUGAAAGAAUUGUUAUGGCUUUGUGGAAUUGGUGAUAACGAGAUUGAUAAUUCCGAAUUAACAACCACCUAUUUUAAAAUCUAUGAUAAAUUGGACAUUCCAAAUAACGAGGCUGCUUUCCUAUUAAUUUCAUUGAUGAUAGCAAUUUUAAAUAAUGCAGAAAAUGAAUCUGAAAAAUUGUUUCUUUAUGGAUUUUUGGCUGAGGCUGCUAAAGCACUACCUGGUGUUUUUUCAUUAGUAUAUGACAGUUUGCUUCCAAAGAUGACACAUAUAAUAAACAAUUGUGAGACGAUACCGAUUCUUGAUUCAGUUCAAUCCAUUCUUUACACAAUUGUAUCAUCGGAAACUAAAUUUUCGUCAAAGGGUAAUAAAAAACAAAUGUCAUCGUAUCUUGAUAAUCUUGGAUUUUCAAAUUUGAUGGAAUGCGGUUCAUUUCAAGAUAUUACCAAAGAAAAAUUGAAAACAAAUGCGUUAUUAGCAAGUGAUUUGAAUAAUGAUUUCAGUGAACAAAUCAGGUUGGUAAAUGCCAUCAAAGGGCCGUUGAAUGUUGCUUUGAUAGAGAUAGAAAUUUGGGUUUUAAGAGAAGAAGACGAACAUCAUCAAGUCAAAGAAAUACAAAAUCUAUCAGAUUUACCAUUAUAUAAUCUACCACAACAAAAGAUUUUUAUAGCUGCAAAUUUCUAUAAUAAUGAAGAUAUAUUAUAUGAUUUCAAUGAAGAAUUAUUAAAAUUGAUACAAAUAUUAAAACCAGAGAAUGUUUAUGUGUCAAUAUUUGAAAAUGGUAGCAAAGACAAAACAAAGUCACUUCUUUACACUCUUCAAUCCUCUCUUAACCUUUUAGGUGUGGCAAAUACAAUAAUUACUGAUGAUAAUUCCAAACGUUACGAUAGAAGAAUUACUUAUAUGGCUAAUUUAAGAAAUGAAAUCAUAUAUUUUAAUGAUAUAUUAUGGUCAGUGUCAGAUAUUUUAACACUGUUAGAAACAAACAAUUAUAAUUAUGAUGCUGUAUGUGCCAUGGACUACUAUUGGACCUUCCAUAAUACUUUUGCCACACGUGAACUACCUCUUCGUUUUUCCUACUCUUCCGAACCAUCAUCGCUAAAUGUAAGUGACAGUUAUCCUUGGCCUCCGACCUCUUACUAUCCAUACUUCUAUAACCCUACUGUUCAACAACAGAUCUAUAAUGGUGAGCCAGUACAAGUGUUCAGUUGUUGGAAUGGUGUGGUAGUCAUGAAUGCUGAACCUUUUGUGAAACAUAAUGUAAGGUUUCGUGCCUUGAUGCCAUUACUUGAAGAAGGUUUACCAUUUGAGGCAAGUGAAUGUUGUUUGGUGUAUAGUGAUUUUAGAAAAUUGGGUUACAAUAAGAUAUUUAUCAAUCCAAAUGUUAGGGUUUCUUAUAAAUAUCGAUUUUAUAUUUGGUCCAAUUACAUCCUACCAAUCAUAAACAAACUGUUUUUCCAAUACUUAAAUCAUCCAACUCCGCCGUCAAUAUUCUCUGAUGAGGGAUUAAAAAUGCAAGACAUCAUGGUGAACGUAGCAAAGUAUAACAUAUCAGAAUUAGAUAAAAUUUGUUUACAAUAA
Messenger RNA from Entrophospora sp. SA101, 3387 nucleotides. NCBI's taxonomy places the organism in Eukaryota, Fungi, Glomeromycota, Glomeromycetes, Entrophosporales, Entrophosporaceae. The record is from the annotation of a GenBank genome assembly.